UCAAACCAUCUCCACUCCACACACCCCACCGAUAAAAAACACACAGAGACCACCUAGCAGCACCAUGGCGGCCACCACGAUGUCCAUCUCAUCCUCAUCAGCCUUUGCCGGCAAGGCGGUGAAGAACUUGCCAUCGCCGGCUGUUUUCGGUGAGGCCCGCAUCACCAUGCGCAAGACCGCUGCCAAGGCUAAGCCUGUUUCCUCGGGAAGCCCGUGGUACGGCUCCGACCGUGUGCUGUACCUUGGCCCGCUCUCGGGGGAGCCGCCAAGCUACCUGACCGGCGAGUUUCCCGGUGACUACGGGUGGGACACCGCCGGACUCUCGGCCGACCCCGAGACCUUUGCCAAGAAUCGGGAGCUCGAGGUGAUCCACUCUCGGUGGGCCAUGCUCGGUGCGCUCGGUUGCGUCUUUCCCGAGCUGCUCGCCCGCAACGGCGUUAAGUUCGGCGAGGCUGUGUGGUUUAAGGCCGGCUCCCAGAUCUUCAGCGAAGGAGGCCUUGACUACCUCGGAAACCCGAGCCUCGUCCACGCCCAGAGCAUCCUCGCCAUAUGGGCCGUCCAGGUUGUGCUCAUGGGCGCCGUUGAGGGCUACCGCAUUGCUGGUGGACCAUUGGGGGAGAUCAUCGACCCGCUGUACCCUGGCGGUAGCUUCGACCCGCUUGGCCUAGCCGACGACCCUGAGGCGUUCGCGGAGCUCAAGGUGAAGGAGCUCAAGAACGGACGUCUUGCCAUGUUCUCCAUGUUCGGCUUCUUCGUUCAGGCCAUCGUCACUGGUAAGGGCCCGCUCGAAAACCUCGCUGAUCACCUGGCCGACCCUGUCAACAACAAUGCUUGGGCAUUUGCCACCAACUUUGUACCCGGAAAGUGAUCUGCCGGCGUCAGCUGGAAGAUGGUUGUGCCUAGGCGACUGCAGUGAGCUGCACCUAGGCGCAGUUUGAAUUGUACUACCACAAUGUAAAUUAUGACGAUCCUAUGAAAAAGCGUUCGUAAUUUGGUAA
Molecule: messenger RNA, 998 nt
Organism: Lolium perenne
Lineage: Eukaryota; Viridiplantae; Streptophyta; Magnoliopsida; Poales; Poaceae
Product: chlorophyll a-b binding protein 2, chloroplastic-like
Biological process (GO): photosynthesis, light harvesting
Cellular component (GO): membrane
Source: RefSeq, a predicted model, not a curated record